UUGUAACAGAAAAUUAAAAUAUACUCCACUGAAGAGAACUCUGUACUUUGCACUUUGGUUAAAGUGUCAUUUAGAUUUAAAUUUCUAAACUUUUCUUAAGAAAUUUAGUUUUCUUUGAUCUCCUUUCUUCUAAAUUGCAGAAAUCAGAUAAAACUACUUGGCAAAAUGACUUCUUGUCACGUUGCUGAAGAACCUAUAAAAAAGGUUGCUAUCUUUGGAGGAACUCAUGGGAAUGAGUUAACAGGAGUAUUUCUAGUUAAGCACUGGCUAGAGAAUGGCGCUGAGAUUCAGAGAACAGGGCUGGAAGUAAAACCAUUUAUUACCAACCCAAGAGCAGUGAAGAAGUGUACAAGAUACAUUGACUGUGACUUGAAUCGUGUUUUUGACCUUGAAAAUCUUGGCAAAAAAAUGUCAGAGGAUUUGCCAUAUGAAGUGAGAAGGGCUCAAGAAAUAAAUCAUUUAUUUGGUCCAAAAGAUAGUGAAGAUUCCUAUGACAUUAUUUUUGACCUUCACAACACUACUUCUAAAAUGGGGUGCACUCUUAUUCUUGAAGAUUCCAGGAAUGACUUUUUAAUUCAGAUGUUUCAUUAUAUUAAGGCUUCUUUGGCUCCAUUACCGUGCUAUGUUUAUCUUAUUGAGCAUCCUUCCCUCAAAUAUGCAACCAGUCGUUCUAUAGCCAAACAUCCUGUUGGUAUAGAAGUUGGUCCCCAGUCUCAAGGGGUUCUGAGAGCUGAUAUUUUGGAUCAAAUGAGAAAAAUGAUUAAACAUGCUCUUGAUUUUAUACAUUAUUUCAAUAAAGGAAAAGAAUUUCCUCCCUGUGCUAUUGAGGUCUAUAAAAUAAUGGAGAAAGUUGAUUAUCCCAGGAAUGAACGUGGAGAAAUUGCUGCUAUUAUCCAUCCUAAUCUGCAGGAUCAAGACUGGAAGCCAUUGCACCCUGAGGAUCCCGUGUUUUUAACUCUUGAUGGAAAGACUAUUCCAUUGGGCGGAGACUGUACCGUGUACCCGGUGUUUGUAAAUGAGGCUGCAUAUUAUGAAAAGAAAGAAGCUUUCGCAAAGACGAUGAAACUAACGCUCAGUGCAAAACGUAUUCGCUCCUCUUUACACUAGAAAUCACUUCUAGCUCACUUGUUAUAUGGUAUCUUGAAAAACUACUAGUUUGUAAGCUCAUCUAGAGCAGAGCUGUGCCUUAUUCAACUUCAUAUCCGUAGCACCUAGCCCAGCGCCUUAUGCAGUAGACAUCCAGGCAAAUUUCUUAAAUUAAUGAAUAUCUUUUAAAGGUAUCAAAUUUUAUAUAUGUAGCUUCUUCAGAGAAGUGUAUUUCCUAUACCUAUAUAACAUUUUAUACAUGAUCUUUGAUAGUUUGACAUUCUUAAUAGUCUUUAAAUUCAAAAUAUAAAAUUGAAAUAGAUACUAUAUAAAAAAAGCUAUCAACUUGAACUUAGAAUUGUUAUAUGAUUUCAAGUAAUGUAUAAACACUACUAAAAACUAAUGUUGCAGGCUUGCUAUUUUUAAAAUUUUCAUACUUGAAUUAAUGAUAAUAUAUUAAGUAUCUAGGGCAUAAACUUUAGCAAUAGUUGUGAUACCUGUAGGAGAUUUUUAAAUGCUCUUUUGCAGAUGAAAUGUGAAAGAGCAAUAGAUCUGAUUGUAAAGGUGACAUUAUGAAUACAUCCAGAAACUCUGAAUUACCCCUUGUCCACAGACAGACAAUAACCCACUUGAAGCAUCACUGCUCUGACAUCCCACUUGCUCUGCACUGACCUCAGGGAGCACAGGAGCACAGAGCCUCCUUCAGGCAUCUGACACACCCCUAGAGAAGCUAAUGUUCCUUCCCAACGUGGAAAAUUUGGAAGAGGCAUGUUCUUCACCACUGUCACUUCUCAUUUGGAAAGAACACACUUGCCCUUAUUCCCAGCCAAGGUGUGAGGAGGUCUCUGGGUUCCAGCAGCUGCCAGCAUAGGGGUGAAUACCAAUAGCAGAGAGCAGUGGACACUAGGGUAAAUGUGACCCAAAUGCAUGCCUCUGGUUUGCAAAUACAUUCUUUCGAGGAAUUCCCCCAUGUCUUAAUGCUGGAAUCCCUCACCUCCCUUGAUUCUUCUCCUCAAAGGACCUCCAGCCGUAAUGAUGCCUCCCUCUUUCUCCAGCCGUACCAGGAGCCUCCCCUCCCUCCUCAGGCCACAGCAGCCAAGUAAAGAGAAUUCUUAUCCCAUGAUUUAGACUCCAAGGAACCCAAAUUUAUGGUUUCAAAUGUAUUUACCAAAAAUACUAACAUUAUCUAAGAUAUAUAUAUGUAAACAUUUUCAUUCUUCCAGAGCAAACCCCAUUAAGCCAAUAUCAUUCCAUAUUCAGUGUCCUAUAGAGCACAAUUAAAGUGUUUCUAACUUUUUCAGCAUUUAUUUUGUACCUUACCA
This is a messenger RNA of Galeopterus variegatus (Sunda flying lemur), 2408 nucleotides long. RefSeq names its product aspartoacylase (gene ASPA). Lineage: Eukaryota; Metazoa; Chordata; Mammalia; Dermoptera; Cynocephalidae. The coding region runs from base 166 to 1107 and encodes 313 amino acids. Gene Ontology annotation, molecular function: hydrolase activity, acting on carbon-nitrogen (but not peptide) bonds, in linear amides; hydrolase activity, acting on ester bonds. The transcript is spliced from 6 exons. The record is from RefSeq and is a predicted model, not a curated record.